AUGCUCCGACAUAUCGCAACUCCUGCAAUACGCGCACCAUACCGAACGAAUGGCCGGAUCCAGCUCUUAGCAAAAAUUGCUGAGAAGAAGAAUCAAGCAUUGAAAGCGGCUAUUGGGAAACUGGCCCAGAUUCGCUACGAGCAACCGGCGAAGGACUUACAAAUCGAAGCGGUUUAUCACUUGGCAAAUGGAUCAAACACUUUUGUACUCGCUGGGACCGGGUUUGGGAAAUCGCAAAUACCUGAGAUCUACCAUAUGCUGCACCCAAAACCAAGCAACGCGGUGAUAGUGGUUCUGAACCCACUUGACGCAUUGGGUGAUAACCAGGUCCUGGAGAAGAUUUCGGCAGGGUUCACGGCAAUCAACCUGACUAAAUUGACAUUUAAUGAAGAAGAAGCAAACAAGAUUGUUAACGGUGCUUACAAUUUUGUCUACUUGAGCCCAGAGAUUUUCUUAAACAGUGCGCUCUGGGAUCAGGUGUAUUUCUGCGCAAAUUUUCAGGACCGGCUUGCGUUGGUUGUAGUGGAUGAGGCACAUAUCAUCUACCAAUGGGGGCUUGUCGAAUCUGGCAGUGGAAAGCACAAACGGAAUCUACUUGGUCGUUUGGAGGACCUCGGGAUCUUUCGCCCUUCGUAUGGCAAACUCGGCGGUCGUCUGCUCACACGAAAUAAGAAGCCAAUUCUGUUGAUGUCAGCAACCUGUCGGCCAACUGCGGUCGAUGCGAUCAAGAUAAGCCUUAAGUUGGAAGAUCACAAUCUGAAAGUCGUCAGCAGUGAACUCACUCGCCCAGAGAUCAGGAUUAUACGAUUGCCUAUAUUGACAUCGAUCACAUCAUGUGCUGACUUGUUGGAUAUAUUUGCGCCUAAGGCUGAGACUCCAGAUUCCUGUGUUGUUCCAACGUUAAUCUACAGUGGCACACGGAAUCGGACUAAACACGUGAUGAAAGCUUUGGAUCUUGCUCGAGGUACGCCAGGGAAUUCAUCACGUCCUAAUUCGUCGUUCGUUCGGAGGUUCCACUCGUGUACCGGGGAGAAGGACAAGCUGAAAUUGGUGGAAGACUUUGCUUCCAAGAAGUUACCGGUGAUUUCAUGUACAAUGGCACUGGGAAUGGGCCAGAACUGGUCCCGAGUGAGGUGCGUGAUCCAGAUGGGUCGAUCGGAUCCCUCAGCGAUUUGCCAAAUGAUCGGGCGUGCCGGUCGGGAUGGGCGACCGGGUCUGGCGAUUGUCUAUGUUGAACCUAAGCGGACCGGGGGAAAGAACAGUGUGGAUGAUUUUGCAGGGUGCGACCGGCAGAACGACGAGGACCGCAUGGAUGCCUUGGCGAUCACACCAGUCUGCCUGCGAAUUGCGUUUGCAAUUGAUAACGCUGUUGGCUACAUACCACUAUCAGUAAACGACCCAGCUUAUAUCCGCGAAAAGGCACGCGAGGUGCAAUGUGGAUUUCAAACUUGCUUAUGUUCCAAUUGCAAGCCCGAUAUGGCUCAAGGUCUGAUGAAUAACAUUAAGAAGUUACGAGAAGACAACAUAGAUGAAAUGAUUAAACAAGAGUGGCCCCCUCAGGCCGAAACUACAAUAUCAGUGAAUAAGAGGAAACGUGGGGGAGCUGUUCCGGGGUCCGGACUCAAGUUGAUCAAAUUGAGCAAGCCGAUGCAAUCGAUCCUGUCCAACCAACUGACCGAGUGCUUUGGGAAAAUUUAUGAUAUGAGGUACCCCUGUGGGUCCUUGUUCACUGCAGCCGACCUCUUUGGAAGUCCCGAGGUGGAAUUGAUCAUAAAGAAGUUUGGGAAAUUUGAGGGGAUUCGCGGGCUCCGGAAGGUGAUUGGAGGUGAAAUGAUUGUGGGGCAGACGGAGGCCCUUCACAAAGUAAUCCGGGAUUUCAUUGCGGGACCACUGGCCAAGGAACAAGCAGAUCGGGUGCUGCAAUCAAAGCAGAACAAGCAAGACAAGAAGAGGAUUCGCGAUGAGGAACGAUCACGACGGCUGGCUAUUGAGAAUGAGGUGGCCCGACUGGCCAAGGAGGCGAGAGAUGAAGAAAAGCGGCUUGAAAGGGAAAGAAACGAGGCGCACAGGUUAUUGGAUGUUGCAAAGAAGGAGGAGGAGCGGGCCCAUUUGGCCAUUUUGAUCCGACUGGCUGGGGAGGAAGCCGAGAGGCGAGGUGUAGAGAGCAAUCAUUGGGGCCGCUAG
Molecule: messenger RNA, 2184 nt
Organism: Puccinia graminis f. sp. tritici CRL 75-36-700-3
Lineage: Eukaryota; Fungi; Basidiomycota; Pucciniomycetes; Pucciniales; Pucciniaceae
Exons: 2
Coding region: 1-2184 (727 amino acids)
Biological process (GO): double-strand break repair via homologous recombination
Cellular component (GO): chromosome; cytoplasm
Molecular function (GO): ATP binding; nucleic acid binding; four-way junction helicase activity
Source: RefSeq, a predicted model, not a curated record